UUUGAAUGCGGGUGGAAAACAUUAACGUUUCUUCUUGGCGUUGUUCAUUUGCGCCAUUUUGUCAGCAAAGCUGUGGUGAUUGGAUUUUUGAGCUCUGUACUGGAGCCAAUCAGAAGGGAACCGGACAGCUGAGAAACGAUCUGUGAAACUGCUGGAGAAAAUGGAGCAGUACACCUCCACGAGCAGUGGGGAGCAGAUAGUCGUACAGACAGCGAAUGGACAGAUCCAGCAGCAGGGCACAGUCACAGCUGUACAGCUGCAGACCGAAGCGCCUGUCGUUACAGCAGCUGGUCAGCAAGUGCAGACGCUCCAGGUAGUCCAAGGCCAACCGCUUAUGGUGCAGGUGAGUGGAGGUCAGCUGAUCACCUCCUCAGGGCAGCCCAUCAUGGUACAGGCCAUGUCUGGAGGCCAGGGCCAGACCAUUAUGCAGGUGCCUGUCUCUGGAGCUCAGGGCUUGCAGCAGAUCCAGUUGGUGCAGCCGGGGCAAAUCCAGCUGCAAGGAGGGCAGACGCUGCAGCUACAGGGGCAGCAGGGGCAGGCUCAGCAGAUCAUCAUCCAGCAGCCCCAGACCGCUAUUACUGCAGGACAGAACCAGGGCCAGCAGAUUACAGUCCAGGGCCAGCAGGUUGCUCAGACUGCUGAAGGCCAGACCAUCGUGUACCAGCCUGUGAAUGCAGAUGGCACUGUGCUACAACAGGGCAUGAUCACAAUCCCUGCAGGCACACUGUCUGGCACACAGAUCGUUCAGGCAGCAGGGGGCGCCAACACUUCUACCACCAACAGUGGGCAAGGCACAGUCACAGUCACACUGCCAGUGUCCGGCAAUAUGGUUAGUGCUGGAGGGAUGGUCAUGAUGGUGCCUGGUGGAGGAGGCACGGUACCCACCAUCCAACGAAUCCCUCUGCCUGGUGCUGAGAUGCUGGAGGAGGAGCCACUCUAUGUCAAUGCCAAACAGUACCACCGCAUCCUGAAAAGAAGACAAGCCCGUGCUAAACUGGAAGCUGAGGGCAAGAUUCCUAAAGAGAGGAGGAAAUACCUACACGAGUCACGGCACAGGCACGCAAUGCAGAGAAAGCGGGGAGAUGGUGGCCGCUUCUUUUCACCGAAGGAGAAAGAAGAAAUGGCUCUAGCCAUGCAGGAGCAGCAGGAGCAGAAUCAGGCAACAGAAGAGACCGUGGCCCAGAUAAUACGGGUAUCAUAGCAACAAAUGGCAUCUUUAAAAAAAAAAAAAAAAAAAAAAAAAAAAGUGUUCAUCACUUCUAAAUGCAACUGUAGAUUAACAGGGCGAUACAGUGUGUAUCUCUCCUCUCUCAUUUUGCCAUUAACACUAGUGACGAGCAUAAAAAGCGUUGUUUUUUUUUAAAGGUUAGUGAAUAUACUUUGCUGUUCUUAGGACACAAGCUUACAUAAUGUGACUUCUUCCUGAUAUUAAACCUUUGAACAAAAUGUACAGUGACCCUUUAUACAUAUAAGUGUUAUUUUACAGUAGUUUAGUUUUAUAAUUUCAUCUGGUGUUUAUGCAUCAUUUUAAAUGUAAGGAUGGUGAAUCUGUAAUGUAUGUAGUGCGAUUUGUAAUGUUUUUUAUUUUAUAUAUUUAAGCUUUAGUGCAAGACCAUAUUUAUCUUGUAUUAGCUGAAAUUUGCUGUGAGUAUAGGUGGGCCAAACAAAUCUUUUUGCAAAUUAGUCUAUUAAUCAGGGGAUUUCUGAUUCUGAGGCUCUCAGCCUUGUACAUUAUUGCUUGUAAUGUGAAGACUUUGUAACUUUCAUAUUUUGAUAUCACCAGGAUUUGUAAUCUGAGAGAGGUCUUUUGUAGUGGCUUUGUUAGCCAGUAUGCCUGCUUGAUAUGUCUUCCCUUUUCACUUAAAAAAAAAAAAAAAAAAAAAAAGAAAGAAAAAAAGACCUUGUUGUCAUGGCAGGCAAAUGUAUAUAUUCUUUUGAUGAACAAUGCUAAACACUAAUCUCUUUUCAGAUGAUGAAAUUUUGAUUAAAUUAUGCAGUGGCACUUGUGCACAUGUUGUGUAAUAGAUUUUUCUUUCUACUCUCAGCACUGUUGGAGGCUGUAACUGAUCUUAAUUAAAUCAAUUUGAGUUCUGUCCUUUAAUCUGCUUAGCUCCAUGGACCGAAAGCAGAGAUUUUAGCUCACUAAUGUAUGCACCGUGUUCUUCACGUUGCUGGUCAACCACUAGCUUUUUACUAACUUGAGGUUAAGAAUGUGUUGUUUUUAAUGUCUUAAGUUUGAGCUUCUCCUCUGUGUUAAACUUUGUUAAACAUGAGAAAGACCUGUUUAUUAUUGGAGUGCUUUUGUAUGUCAAUAUUUCAUCUUAGACAUUCAAACUGUUGCAAUGUUCAGUUACUGCCAAAUAAAAAAUAGUGUAGUCUAGGUAGACUUUUCCAGUAAAUAGCAUUAUGUGAGAGAUUUAAAAUCCAUGCUGAAUGUGCGUGUGCGUGUGUGAGAGAGAGAGCAUGAAUUCUGCAUUUACAUUUCAAUUGCAAGACUAAGCUCUGACUGGCUAAUUCACACAAAAAAAAGGUUUUGAGUGAUUACAUUUUUAUACUUAAUGUAACCAGGCAGUACAUAAACAGGACAGAAAUUCCUGAAUGCUUGUUCUAGGUGUAUUUGAAAGUGUGCUCUGUUUGUGUGUCUUUCUAACAACUGAGUAAUGUUAACUAGAGAUGGCAUUGGUAUGAUAUGCAUGAUCUGUAUCGGGCCAAUACUAGCAACAAAAGAUGUCCGUGAAAAAAAAAAGAACAAUUUCAAUCUGAUCUUGUCACAAAUGUUUGUGUUUUUUUUUUAAUUGUUUGGGGUACUUACAAGGUCUUAAUUAGGGUGAAAACCCUCAAAUCCCCCUGUAAUGAUGUGUAUCCUGUCUGUCAUCAUGAAAGCUAAAAUUUUGGCCGCAUGUUUUAGCAAGCAUCAAUAUUGAAUGUUUUUUGAGUUAUACAGGUGUGAAAUAGCCAUGUGCCAUUCUAUUAUUUGUUACUAAACCACUGUCAAUUUACAGUUUUAUUUUAAAUCAGGUUUAUUCUAAUGCACUUAUUCUAAUAUGUUAUAGUUUCUAUAGAAGUCACUUAUAUGGGGAUGUGUAUGGUGGACAUGUGCCGUAAAUGAAUACAAAAAAAAAGUGUGUAGUCAUGGAUAUUAGUUUUAUAAAAGUUAGUUCCAGUCCACUAAUUUGAUUGGAUGCGCGUGCUUAUAUUUAUUAUAAUAACCACACUGAUACAUUUCAGUUCUAGCUGAAAAUAAAUUCCAAAUCUAGCUGCUGAAACCCUUACUACAGUAUAGGACAUGGCAAACGAUACAUUUUUCAUGACUAUAACUUCUGACUUAGAAUAUGAAAUCUCAUCAGAUGAAGAUGAAAAGGAGGAAGGGAAGAAGCCAAUUUCACUAGAUGUACUUUUAAUGGAAAUAUACAAAUCAUUGUGAGCUAGCUAGACAAAGGUCUACCAGUGAGGUGGCUUCUUUGAGGUCAAUUUCCAUCCGUGGAGCAAAAAUAAACAAAUUAUUCGUG
Molecule: messenger RNA, 3509 nt
Organism: Ictalurus furcatus (blue catfish)
Lineage: Eukaryota; Metazoa; Chordata; Actinopteri; Siluriformes; Ictaluridae
Gene: nfyal
Product: nuclear transcription factor Y, alpha, like
Exons: 10
Coding region: 161-1201 (346 amino acids)
Biological process (GO): regulation of transcription by RNA polymerase II
Cellular component (GO): CCAAT-binding factor complex
Molecular function (GO): RNA polymerase II cis-regulatory region sequence-specific DNA binding; DNA-binding transcription factor activity, RNA polymerase II-specific
Source: RefSeq, a predicted model, not a curated record